Messenger RNA from Penicillium canescens, 1242 nucleotides. RefSeq lists its product as uncharacterized. The record is from RefSeq and is a predicted model, not a curated record. Lineage: Eukaryota; Fungi; Ascomycota; Eurotiomycetes; Eurotiales; Aspergillaceae. The transcript is spliced from 2 exons. Bases 1 to 1242 code for a protein of 413 amino acids.
AUGGAAGAAACAAUCGCCGAGCUACGACGUCAGCUUGAGGAGGAGAGACAGGCACGAGAGGAAGAGAGACAGGCACGAGAAGAAGCAGAGCGCCGUGAGGAGGAAGAGAGACGGGCGCGAGAAGAAGCAGAACGGCGUCUCCAACCCAACACCUUAUUUCGCCUUCUCGAUCGCUGCCAUGACUCUCUGUCUCAAGCGAUCCGAAUCGAGACGGAUGCGACCCUCACGACUCAAGGCGACGCGACCGACCCACUCCAGGAGCAAGUUUGGAGGAAAUUCGACCGCACGGCCGCCUUUACCUCGCGCCCCCUCUUCCCUUCUGAUACCCAAAUAGAUUAUGUCGUUACGAAUAUCCAGAACAGGCCGAUUUAUUCGGAAGCGUCCCUUCGAAAUUUUGAGCGAGACACGGUGGAUAAUUUUGUUGAAUUGAUUAUCAAGGCGUUGCGAGAUGAUGAAGUCUUUCGUCGUGAGCUUGGAAUCCAGGGCCAAGUCACCUUUUACGACCGCGCGAACCCAUCGGAAACUUCGCUGAAGAACAGCUUGGAGCAAAUGAAUCUUCAGGACGUGCGAACGCCCCAACGACUCGCGAACACUAGGCCUGGAAGAGGCAGAGGAAGGGGAAGAGGAGCGGCGCAGGGAAAGAAGAGGGAUGGCACUGCACGAAGACGCAAUCGUCGUGCAGACCAGUUCUGCGUGCACCUUGUGGCCGAUGAACGACAAAUCCCAGUGUAUGCGGUGGAAUUCAAAGCGCCGCACAAGGUGACAAUCCCCGAGCUGGUGGCGGGUUUACAUCAGAUACAUCUGGCGCGCGAUGUCAUAGACCAGGAAGGUGACACGUUUGAGUUUUAUGCCACCUGCCUCGUCGCCGCUGUGGUCACUCAGAUAUUCUCAUAUAUGAUCGACAGUGGGGUUCCAUACGGUUACAUCUGCACAGGGGAGGCUUUUGUUUUUCUCCAUAUCCCGAAGGAUGAUCCCACAGUUGUUCAAUAUUUCUUGUGUAUCCCGAAUCAGGACGUGCAGGCGGACGAUGAAUGGCGCCUCCACCGGACCGCCAUCGGUCAGGUGCUUGCAUUCACCCUUCAAGCGCUAGCCGCCGAAGCUCCGUCUCAAGAGUGGCAUGAUACGGCACGCGACGAGCUAAAGACCUGGAAGGUCGAAUACCUGGACGUGUUGAGAAAAAUUCCCGAAACGCUCCGUAAAGACCCCCAGCCUCCAAUUAUCGACCAUCGCACUGGAAACUAG